AGUUGUAGGACGAUUAUUGCAUAGAAUCGUGCGAAUAUUAUUUAUUAAAAUUUGUAAAAUAUUAGUUUAUGCAAUUCUCAUAACAAGGAGUAACUAGGAGUGACAUAUUAUGUUGUUAAGUUUUGAAAAACUUAAAAUGAUAUAUAAAAGCUGUGUGACGUAUCAGACAUCUGUAUUCAACCUCUUUAUUGUUUGACUGAAUACCAGCUUUUGUUAAUUACAGUGGUGUUGUUAAUCAUGAAUUAAAAGGAGCCUCUAUAUUUCUAAAUGUUUUGAAUCAUGGAAGAUAGUGGUAUUGAUAGUGAUCCUAAAGCUGUUAAUCACGUUGAGGAUGAAAGACUCUUCUUGGGUAGUGAUAGCAGUUGUAGCAGUAAUAACACACAGGUUUCUCAACGGAAUACAACGAAACAGCUGCAAAAGAAACUUGAGAUACGCAUUGAACAGGCGAAACGAAUCCAACGCAACUCAGAUUACAUAAAACUUCCGAAACAUGACAAUGAAAAUGCAAGCAGUUCUGCCGGAUUGAUAUCAAUACAAAGAUUGCCUAUACCACGUAAAAAUAAGGAGCACCUUCCUUUAGUUGAAUACUGGCACAGCGAAAGUGAAAGUGAAAAUGAAAUGACUCUCUUUCCGACGAAAUCGAAGGAUUCCUCAAAGCACAAACAAGAUCUCACAGACACGUUCAGCAUCGGGGAAUUAAGUGACGAAAGCGAGGACUCUUUGAACUUGGAUUCAGCACAACCACCACAUCCCUUCAUGCGAACUUACGUACCUACUGGGUGUUUUGCUUGCCAUUGCCAUAUAUUAUAAUGUAAUAUAGUUUGCAUACUGGACUGAUCUCAUUCAAACUGAUUAUUAUUUAAGUAUCAAUAUGUCAUUGAAAGCAUAUUUAGAAAGAUAUUACAUUUUUGCUAAGUAAUUAUGUUUCCGCGUUUAUUUUGAGUUAUGAAAUCAAUUUGUUGUAUCAUAUUAAAUCAUCAUUGUUUACAGAGA
Messenger RNA from Acromyrmex echinatior (Panamanian leafcutter ant), 993 nucleotides. RefSeq lists its product as uncharacterized. NCBI's taxonomy places the organism in Eukaryota, Metazoa, Arthropoda, Insecta, Hymenoptera, Formicidae. The record is from RefSeq and is a predicted model, not a curated record.